AAGGGGUAAUUUAGCAGCCAUUGGAUUCAAUUCAUUUUCAGGAAUCAAACGGCGUCGAGCCAGUAAAACUAUCUGCGCUAUAGCUACACGAUGUCGGGAAGCGCCGACGGCGGCCCACCGGAGGUGACUUUGGAUACCUCCAUGGGACCUUUCACAGUCGAGAUGUAUUACAAGCACGCUCCGAAGACUUGCAGGAACUUUGUUGAGCUCUCUAGGAGAGGUUAUUACGACAACGUCAAGUUCCAUCGGAUUAUCAAGGAUUUUAUCGUUCAAGGCGGUGAUCCGACAGGAACCGGAAGGGGUGGUGAAUCCAUUUACGGUCCUAAGUUUGACGAUGAGAUAAAACCUGAGUUGAAGCAUACUGGAGCGGGCAUACUAUCAAUGGCAAAUGCUGGUCCUAACACAAAUGGUAGCCAAUUUUUUAUAACAUUGGCACCAUGUCAGUCGUUGGAUGGAAAACAUACAAUUUUUGGAAGAGUUUGCAGGGGGAUGGAAGUUAUUAAACGUCUUGGAAGUGUGCAAACAGACAACAGUGAUAGGCCAAUACAUGAUGUGAAGAUACUAAGAACAGUAGUCGAAGAUUGAAGUGCUAAAGUUGCAAGGCAAAGGAAAAUCCGAGAAGCAUUUUAUGCUGCAUUAACAUGUGCCAGAUACUAUGCUACGAGUGGCCUUGUAAGGUUGCCAAAUCAUGGAGCCUUGAGAUUCUAUUUAGAGAACUUGUUUUUAAAAUUUUCUCGUAUCUAGUUUGACUUCCCAUUUACUUGAGAAUUCUGCUCGUCUCACAUUUUCACCCUUCCAUUCGGAUACUAGCUCAUGUUGAAUACUCUAACUGAUUUUGGAGAAUUUUUCAGUGUCUUAUCCCUUUGCAUGUGUCUUAUUUCUUCCAUGGAGACCUUCCUGAUGUAACUCUGUUAUCCACGUGAAGUAAUUCUUUUGCUCGUGUACAGAUUAGCAAUAA
Molecule: messenger RNA, 958 nt
Organism: Zingiber officinale
Lineage: Eukaryota; Viridiplantae; Streptophyta; Magnoliopsida; Zingiberales; Zingiberaceae
Product: peptidyl-prolyl cis-trans isomerase CYP18-2
Exons: 7
Coding region: 91-585 (164 amino acids)
Biological process (GO): protein folding; protein peptidyl-prolyl isomerization
Cellular component (GO): catalytic step 2 spliceosome
Molecular function (GO): peptidyl-prolyl cis-trans isomerase activity
Source: RefSeq, a predicted model, not a curated record